Molecule: messenger RNA, 2104 nt
Organism: Callithrix jacchus (white-tufted-ear marmoset)
Lineage: Eukaryota; Metazoa; Chordata; Mammalia; Primates; Cebidae
Gene: COPS7B
Product: COP9 signalosome subunit 7B
Biological process (GO): COP9 signalosome assembly
Cellular component (GO): COP9 signalosome
Source: RefSeq, a predicted model, not a curated record
AUCCCAACAUCCCCUGCACUCAGUUCCUCUGUAACUUAAGGCUCCAGUGUGCCGCGCAGUGUGCGCAAAUUCAUAAACCCGCCAGCUGAGUUGGUGGUUUCGGAAUCCUGAGACUUGAAACCAGGCGGGAAGACCCUUCUCACCCUCCGAAGAAGAUGACACCCGCAGAGAGUCACCUUCUGUUUACAUGGAACUCAGACAUCUUCUGCAAAUCAUGAUUUCAAGGCCAGAGAAUGGCAGGGGAACAGAAACCCUCAAGUAACCUCCUGGAGCAGUUUAUUUUACUAGCCAAAGGUACCAGUGGCUCAGCCCUCACUGCUCUCAUAAGCCAGGUCUUAGAGGCCCCUGGAGUGUAUGUCUUUGGAGAACUUCUGGAACUGGCCAAUGUGCAGGAGCUUGCAGAAGGAGCUAAUGCUGCUUAUUUGCAGUUGUUGAACCUGUUUGCCUAUGGGACAUACCCAGAUUACAUAGCCAACAAGGAGAGCCUGCCAGAACUGAGCACAGCUCAGCAGAACAAGCUGAAGCAUCUUACCAUCGUGAGCUUGGCAUCAAGAAUGAAGUGUAUCCCCUACUCUGUGUUGCUGAAAGACCUGGAGAUGCGGAAUCUCCGGGAACUAGAAGACCUCAUCAUUGAGGCUGUCUACACUGACAUCAUCCAGGGCAAGCUGGACCAGCGAAACCAGCUGCUGGAAGUGGAUUUCUGCAUUGGCCGUGACAUCCGAAAGAAGGAUAUCAAUAAUAUUGUCAAGACCCUGCAUGAAUGGUGUGACGGCUGUGAAGCAGUUCUGCUGGGCAUCGAGCAGCAAGUUCUGAGAGCCAACCAGUACAAAGAGAACCACAACCGAACUCAGCAGCAGGUAGAAGCAGAGGUAACCAACAUCAAGAAGACACUCAAAGCCACCGCAUCCUCUUCGGCUCAGGAGAUGGAGCAGCAGCUGGCUGAACGGGAGUGUCCCCCUCACGCUGAGCAGAGGCAGCCCACCAAGAAGAUGUCCAAAGUGAAAGGUCUGGUCUCCAGCCGUCACUAGGGCCGGCUGGGGCAGCUGGCACUCACCAGGCCUGGGUCAGGUGCAGAGGGGACACCAAGGACCCAUUUCCUCCCCCCUCUACCUGCAGUGAGUUCCAGACCUGCCCGUCCCCUCACCAGCGCCUCCCCACCCUCUUGGUACUGUUCCAGAAAAACUGUUACUCCCCCUCACCCACUCCCUCCUCCCCCAGUUGUUCCUUCAGACUCAGGGGCUCCGCCAAUGCCAUCCCAACAGGGUCAGACACUGCCCAGCUUCCCUCCAGGAGGUUCUUGUCUCUGUGUAAGGGCUUGUCUCCCUCCCAGUUUUUCUUUUGCUCCAUGUCGUUUUGUAAGGCUGGUUACAAGCUGGAGGCAGCUUUAACCAGCCCCUAGGGAUGACUGUGAAGGAGGCCCCUCCCCUUGUGAGGAGGAGGUGUUCCUUUCCAGCCCCUCAUACCCCAGUCCCCAUGAUGGUGCAGCGAUCUCUAGCCAGGCGUUCAGAUGCUCUGCUUUCCCUCUUCUGCCUCAUCCCUUGUUGGCAGCUCCAGUUCAGGCCGUGGAGGGAUGUGAUGCUGGGCUAUGUUUACUAAACCCACGGGUUUUCAGCCUCUUAAGUCCAGCUUCGAUCUCUAAUUAAUUGGGAGUGCUGGGUUGACUAACCUCUGGUAUCUGAGCACAGACAGAGGGUGCUGUGGGUCUGCUGGGUGGCAGAAGUGGUUCCUUCCGGCUUGGUGUUCUCUCCUGGCCACUAUUCCUGCUGCCUCUGACUACUCAGCCUUGUAUUUGGUGUGUAACCCCAGCUACCCACUGGGGCUGCCAGCUAAUGCUUGCUCUCCUGAGAUCUUUAACUCCUCCUGGCUCCACCUGGGUAGGGUUGGUGGCACCGAUGCCCCUCUGUCUGCUGAAGGACCUGUUGCUGCUUCCGUCUAUCUUUCCACCCCUCCUUGGUGAUGACCCAGAGCCCUCUGAUGAUGGCAUUCUCCUGGCAAGAGAAAAGGACUUAACUAGACUUCUGAACUUGAACAGUUUCAGGUUAUAUUUUAAUUUUUUUUUUUUGUACAGGUUCUGAUUCUAAUACAUUUCAACAUGCUUUUGUUC